AUGUUCCGGACUAUGCUGCCGCGGGCGACGCCGCGGUCUGUCCUCCGCACAGCCGCGCCUCGCGCUGUUCCCUCUAACACCGUCCCUGCUCCAUCUCUCGCCUUUAUGGGAUUCUCAAAACGUGGCUUGGCGACUGCAUCAGAAGAGCACGACUUGGUUAUCAUUGGUGGCGGUGUUGCCGGAUACGUUGCAGCUAUCAAAGCUGGUCAGGAAGGCCUGAAGACCGCAUGUAUCGAGAAGCGCGGUACCCUCGGUGGUACUUGCCUUAACGUGGGAUGUAUUCCCUCAAAAUCCCUCCUGAACAACUCCCACCUCUACCACCAGAUUCUCCACGACACGAAAAAGCGUGGUAUUGAGGUUGGAGAUGUCAAGCUCAACCUCGAGCAGAUGAUGAAGGCGAAGGACACUUCCGUCGAGAGUCUGACAAAAGGUGUUGAGUUCCUGCUGAAGAAGAAUGGUGUCGACUACAUCAAGGGUACCGGUUCCUUCGUUGAUGCCAACACUGUCAAGGUCAACCUGCUUGAGGGUGGCGAGCAGACCCUUCGGGGAAAGAACAUCAUUAUUGCUACCGGAAGUGAAUCGACUCCCUUCCCCGGCCUGACCGUCGAUGAGAAGAGAAUUGUCACCAGCACCGGUGCUCUGUCUCUGUCUGAGGUUCCAAAGAAGAUGGUUGUGAUUGGUGGUGGUAUCAUUGGUCUGGAGAUGGCCUCUGUGUGGUCCCGUCUCGGUGCCGAAGUCACCGUUGUUGAGUUCUUGGGUCAGAUCGGUGGACCUGGUAUGGAUGCAGAGAUCUCCAAGCAGGCACAGAAGAUCCUGAGCAAGCAGGGCAUCAAGUUCAAGCUGAACACCAAGGUCACCAAGGGUGACGACAGCGGUGAGAACAUCGUCCUCAACGUUGAGGCCUCUAAGGGUGGUAAGGAGGAGACCCUCGACGCUGACGUCGUCCUGGUUGCUAUUGGUCGACGCCCGUACACUGCUGGUCUGGGUCUGGAGAACGUCGGUCUUGAUGUCGACGAGAGAGGCCGCCUGGUCAUUGACCAGGAGUACCGUACCAAGGCUUCCCACAUCCGUGUCAUCGGAGACUGCACUUUCGGUCCCAUGCUCGCCCACAAGGCCGAGGAGGAGGCCGUUGCUGCCAUCGACUACAUCAAGAAGGGCUACGGCCACGUCAACUACGCUGCCAUCCCCAGUGUCAUGUACACUCACCCCGAGGUCGCCUGGGUUGGCCAGAACGAGGCUGAGGUGAAGGCUUCUGGCGUGAAGUACCGUGUCGGUACCUUCCCCUUCAGCGCCAACUCCCGUGCUAAGACCAACCUUGAGACCGAGGGUCUCGUCAAGUUCAUCGCUGAUGCCGAGACUGACCGCAUCCUGGGUGUUCACAUUGUCGGACCUGGUGCUGGUGAGAUGAUCGCCGAAGCCACUCUCGCUGUCGAGUACGGUGCUUCAAGCGAGGACGUUGCCCGGACGUGUCACGCCCACCCUACCCUCUCCGAGGCCUUCAAGGAGGCUGCCAUGGCCACCUACGCGAAGCCCAUCCACUUCUAG
Molecule: messenger RNA, 1545 nt
Organism: Paecilomyces variotii
Lineage: Eukaryota; Fungi; Ascomycota; Eurotiomycetes; Eurotiales; Thermoascaceae
Product: dihydrolipoamide dehydrogenase
Exons: 4
Coding region: 1-1545 (514 amino acids)
Cellular component (GO): oxoglutarate dehydrogenase complex; mitochondrion
Molecular function (GO): dihydrolipoyl dehydrogenase (NADH) activity; flavin adenine dinucleotide binding
Source: RefSeq, a predicted model, not a curated record